GGGAGGCCGGGAGCCCAGUCCCCCAGCUGGGGGGGCGGGGCCGGCCCCUCCUCCGAGGUCCCCGCCCCCUCCUUCGCCCGGGGCCGGGCUGGGGAGGAGGCGGCACUCUCCGCCGGCCGUGGGAAGGAAAGCCGGGCGUCCCGGAGCUAAGGAGGAGGGGGAAGGCAGACUCCUGGCCGAAGAGACUCUUCGCACUUGGUCAUUUGUUCCUCACUGGAGAAUUUAGCCACAGAGAGUCGCCAAGAUAGCUGGGCCAGGAAGAAAACGUCGAACCCCUGACCCAGACUCCAUCACUGACCCCGGUGGAUUCUGGGUGUCAAGCAAGCGGCUCAAGAUGUCCGGAGGGGCUAGUGCUACAGGCCAACGAAGAUGCCCCCAGGGGCUGGAGGAUGCCACCAACAAGAAGAAACAGAAGGAUCGUGUGAACCAGGAGAGCAAGGAUGGGGAGCCCAAAAGAGUGCCUGCUACAGGGCUGGAAACGUGUACCCUUAGAGAGGAGCAGGAAGUCAAGGAAGCUGAACUGCUACUAGACUGGAAGCAGAAUGCAGACGAAGUGAUUGUGAAGCUGCACGUGGGGUCUGGGCCCUUGCGGAUAGAAGAGAUCAGUACGGCCUUUACAGACACAGACUGUGUGGUGCAGUUACCAGAUGGCCGGCAGUGGAGCGGCAUUUUCUUUGAGGAGAUUGAAAGUUCCUGCAGCAAGGUCCAGGCCCGAAAGGGUGGUAUCCUGCAAUUAUUAUUGCAUAAGAAGAUUCCGCUUCGGACCUGGCCCAACCUCCUGAAAAAGAAACCUAUAAGCCAGGAUUUGGGACCUGGAUCCCAUUGCAAAGAAAAUGGACAAGAGUUGCCCCCCAGUCUUCUGGAACCCGGGUCUAGCCCAGAAUCCCAAAGAGGGAAGCAAGAGUCACGAAAUCAGAAGCGAGCUCAGGGCCGAGGUGAAGUUGGCCUGGGAAUAGGCCCUGGAUCUCAUGCAGGGCCUAGUGCCAAGCGGGCAGUGCACCUCCGGGGAGUUACUGAAGGGGAAGCCUCCAGGGGCAGCCCAGGUCCCCGAGGAGAUGGUUCUCCCUCUUCAGCAGAACCCACAGUUCAGCCUGUUUCAACAGAGCCUGAGGCAUCUGUUGGAGGGCCACGACAGCCAUCCCUGAUGGCCCAUCAUACUCAAGAGUCCAGUCAAGAAGAAAAUCAGGCCCCUUCUCUAGAGAAUACCCUGGGAGGGGAGAAGAUGAUACCCCACCAGAAUGAGAUGGCCUGCCCAGCCCUCCCCCAGGGUAGAGAAGGGGACCAGAACAAGGAAGAGGCAGCAACAGCAGCUUUGGAAACGACAGCUGAGGAGCCCGAGCCCAUGGUGAGCCUGACAUUUGUGAAGAAUGACUCCUAUGAGAAGGGGCCAGAUUCAGUGGUUGUACAUGUGUACGUAAAGGAGAUCUGCCGCAAGACUUCUCGAGUGCUGUUCCGUGAACAGGACUUCACCCUUGUUUUCCGGACCAGUGAUGGGAACUUUCUGCGACUGCACCCAGACUGUGGACCACAUACUAUCUUCCGAUGGCAGGUGAAGCUCAGGAACAUGAUUCAGCCAGAGCAGUGUGUGUAUCACUUCACAUCUUCACGAAUUGACAUCUGUCUCAGGAAGCGGCAGAGUCAGCGCUGGGGGGGCCUGGAGGCUCCAGCCACACGAGGUGCAGUGGGUGGUGCAAAGGUUGCCAUGCCGACAGGCCCAACCCCCCUGGAUGCAGCCCCACCUGGUGGUUCCCCUGUGGCCAGCCAGGAAGAGGCUCGAGUUGGGGAGAAGGAGAAGGUGAAGGCUCGGGCUGAAGAAUCAGGGUUGGACAAUGUAGCAGCCCGUACUCCACCAGAGCACGUGGCCCUGAAGCCAGAACCCCCUCUCACCUCACCCAAGCCCACUUGCAUGGUCCCCCCUAUGCCUCACAGCCCCAUGAGUAGUGAGAGUGUGGAAGAGGAGGAGGAAGAAGAAAAGAAGGUGUGCUUGCCUGGUUUCACAGGCCUUGUCAACUUGGGCAACACCUGCUUCAUGAAUAGUGUCAUCCAGUCCCUGUCUAAUACCCGAGAGCUUCGAGACUACUUCCAUGAUCGCUCUUUCGAGGCAGAGAUAAACUACAGCAAUCCUCUGGGCACGGGGGGACGACUGGCCAUUGGCUUUGCAGUGUUGUUGCGAGCACUGUGGAAGGGCACCCACCACGCCUUCCAGCCUUCCAAGCUGAAGGCCAUUGUAGCAAGCAAGGCCAGCCAGUUCACUGGCUAUGCUCAGCACGAUGCUCAGGAGUUCAUGGCCUUCUUGUUGGAUGGGCUGCAUGAGGACCUAAACCGAAUCCAGAAUAAACCCUACACAGAGACUGUAGAUUCUGAUGGACGUCCUGAUGAGGUGGUUGCUCAGGAGGCAUGGCAACGGCACAAAAUGAGGAACGACUCAUUCAUUGUGGAUCUGUUCCACGGACAGUACAAGUCAAAGCUGGUGUGCCCUGUGUGUUCCAAGGUCUCCAUCACCUUCGACCCCUUCCUGUACCUGCCUGUUCCCCUGCCUCAGAAGCAGAAAGUGCUCACUGUGUACUACUUUGCAAAGGAGCCACACAAGAAGCCUGUCAAGUUCCUGGUGAGCAUCAGCAAAGAGAACUCCAGUGCUAUGGAGGUGCUUGACUCCCUGGCCCAAAGUGUUCAUGUGAAACCUGAGAGCCUUCGGCUAGCUGAGGUGAUUAAGAAUCGAUUUCACCGUGUAUUCCUGCCAUCUCACUCACUGGACACCGUCUCUCCCACUGAUCUGCUCCUUUGCUUUGAAGUGCUCUCCCCAGAGCUGGCCAAGGAGCGAGUAGUCGUCCUUCAGGUGCAGCAGCGCCCUCAGGUGCCCAGUGUCCCCAUUGCUAAGUGUGCUGCCUGCCAGAAGAAGCAGCAGUCUGAGGACGAGAAAUUGAAGCGUUGUACCCGCUGUUACCGUGUCGGCUACUGCAACCAGGUUUGUCAAAAGACUCAUUGGCCAGAUCACAAAGGCCUGUGCCGUCCAGAGAAUAUUGGCUUCCCCUUCUUCAUCAGUGUCCCUGAGUCCCGUCUCACCUAUGCUCGCCUUGCCCAGCUGCUGGAGGGCUAUGCUCGGUACUCAGUGAGCGUGUUUCAGCCACCCUUCCAAUUAGGCCGGGUGUCCCCAGAACAGAGCCCCCAGGUGCUAAGCAGCUCUACACCUCUGGUGCCAAGCACUUUGGAGGCAGGGGAUGGGGACCGGGACUUAAGACCCUCACCAGAAUCCCAAGUGUCCCCUACAGUGGCUGAGCUUGGUGACACAGGUGCCUCAAGGAGUCGGGCACCCCCUGAUCGGGGUUCUAUGCCCAGUCUUGACACAGGCCUCUCAGAGUCAACAGUCAGCAUGCCCAGCGAGGGGGGAUUUUCUAAGGAGUCUGCUGGGGAGAGGUUGCUCAGGCCUGAAGCUGCUGUCCCAGGCUACCAGCACCCAGCUGAGGUCCUGAGCGCCCAUCCACCCCCAUUUUUUAUCAACAAAAUUGAUGCCAACAAUAAAGAGCAAAAGCUGGAAGACAAAGGUGAAGCACCCCUGGAGCUGGGUGAUGACUGCAGCCUGGCCUUGGUGUGGAAGAACAAUGAACGGCUGAAGGAGUUUGUGCUCGUUGGCUCCAAAGAGCUGGAGUGUGUGGAGGACCCCAGCUCGGCCAGCGAGGCAGCCAGGGCUGGCCACUUUACUCUGGAGCAGUGUCUCAAUCUCUUCACCAAGCCUGAGGUGCUAGCCCCAGAAGAAGCCUGGUACUGUCCCAAGUGUAAGCAGCACAGAGAGGCCUCCAAGCAGCUGAUGCUCUGGCGCCUUCCAAAUGUGCUCAUUAUCCAGCUGAAGCGCUUCUCCUUUCGAAGCUUCAUCUGGAGGGAUAAAAUCAAUGACAUGGUGGAAUUUCCUCUCAGGAACCUGGACUUGAGCAAGUUUUGCAUAGGCCAGAAGGAUGACCGGCAACUUCCAACCUAUGACCUGUAUGCAGUCAUCAACCACUACGGGGGCAUGAUUGGGGGCCACUACACCGCAUAUGCCCGCCUGCCAAGUGAUAAGAACAGCCAGCGAAGUGACGUGGGCUGGAGACUAUUUGAUGACAGCACAGUGACCACAGUAGAUGAAAGCCAGGUAGUGACACGCUAUGCCUAUGUCCUCUUCUAUCGUCGGCGAAACUCUCCUGUGGAGAGGCCCCCAAGGGCUCCUUCCACUGACCACCACCCUGAUCUGGGCCCAGCUACUGAGGCGGCCACCAGCCAGGCUUCCCGGAUCUGGCAGGAGCUGGAAGCAGAGGAAGAGCUGGGGCCAGAGGCCUCAGGACGCCUGGGCCACUGGGGGCCCCGAGGCUGGGCAGCCCCACCGAGGCGAGCCCCUGACGCACCAGAUGAGGGCUGCCUCCGCUACUUCGUCCUGGGCACCAUGGCUGCCCUGGUGGCACUCGUCCUCAAUGUAUUCUAUCCACUGGUGUCCCAGAGCCGAUGGAGAUGAGUUGCCCGCCUAUGGGCUGGCCCCUCUGGGGAGUGGAUUGGACCCCAAUGUGGACUCAGGGCCCUGGCUGUGUUCUGUACACUCACGUCUCAGGGCUGCCUGCCAGCCUCCCCCAGGAGAGAAUAGGCUUUUGCCCAGCCAGUUCCUUAUGCCUCAGACCCUGAGCUAUGUCCCUGGGCCACCUGCCUGCUGGGCCCCACCUCUAGCCCCAGGCCAUAAGCAUAAACCUGAGGUUACUGGGAUCCUGUUCUCCCUUCUUGCCUUCCAUCUAUGAGGCCCAGCCCCAGGUCCUUUUUUCCCUUUCCAUGCCCCCUCCUCCCAAGCUACUUUCCUGUAUUUAAUGUGUCAAUAAAGUGAAAUUGUUCCCAGGCUCAGU
This is a messenger RNA of Dromiciops gliroides (monito del monte), 4859 nucleotides long. It is a transcript of the gene USP19, whose product is annotated as ubiquitin specific peptidase 19. Bases 335 to 4483 code for a protein of 1382 amino acids. Gene Ontology annotation, biological process: protein deubiquitination. Gene Ontology annotation, molecular function: cysteine-type deubiquitinase activity. Lineage: Eukaryota; Metazoa; Chordata; Mammalia; Microbiotheria; Microbiotheriidae. The record is from RefSeq and is a predicted model, not a curated record. The transcript is spliced from 27 exons.